Molecule: messenger RNA, 2489 nt
Organism: Acanthopagrus latus (yellowfin seabream)
Lineage: Eukaryota; Metazoa; Chordata; Actinopteri; Spariformes; Sparidae
Gene: ltb4r
Product: leukotriene B4 receptor
Exons: 4
Coding region: 197-1357 (386 amino acids)
Biological process (GO): positive regulation of cytosolic calcium ion concentration; phospholipase C-activating G protein-coupled receptor signaling pathway; complement receptor mediated signaling pathway
Cellular component (GO): plasma membrane
Molecular function (GO): complement receptor activity; leukotriene receptor activity
Source: RefSeq, a predicted model, not a curated record
UUCCUUCUCUCCACACUCAGUCAAAGCACAGAGAGAAGCCGGGGAGUGAGGAGUAGAUCAAGCGAGGGAGUAAAAAUAGCUGGAUAUUGGUUCUCUGGUUUACCUCUGCGGCUUUCAAAAAGAGAUCAGCAGUUGAAGGUUGUGUCAGUUUCAGAGUUCGUCACAAUCGAGCUUGCAUCCUUCGGAAGGUUUCUUGAUGGCAUCCAACGUCACCACCGCCACCACCUCCUCCCAGCACCCUGCCCCCUUCUCUAUGCCCAUCUCUGCCUCCGCCCAGGCCGGCAUCGCCAUCCUGAGCCUGGCGUUCUUGCUGGGCUUCCCCGGGAACCUGUUUGUGGUUUGGUCGGUGCUGUGCCGGGUGAAGAAGCGCUCGGUGACCUGCUUGCUGGUGCUGAAUCUCGCCGCGGCGGAUGCUUUCGUGCUGCUCAGCGCCCCGUUUUUUCUGCGCUACCUGGCUGGAGGCCGGGGCUGGGAGUUUGGCUUGGCGGCGUGCAAGCUGGUGCAUUACCUGUCGAACGUGAACAUGUACGUGUCCAUUUACCUCAUCUGCCUGAUGAGCAUGGACCGCUGGUUGGCGGUGACGAGGCCUUUUCUGUCCCAGAGAAUGCGGACCAAGCGUUCCCUGUUGGUCCUCCUGCUGGGGAUCUGGAUCUUAGCCUUCAUCCUGUCGCUGCCGAUGCCUUUCUACCGCAGUAAUCUGAAGAAGACGCUGCCAAACAACAUCACUCUGCGCUUUUGUGUCCCGUACCACUUCAGCAGUGUGGGUCACAAGGUCUUCCAGUACCUGUUUGAGACCAUCAUGGGCUGCCUGGUGCCUUUCUCCCUCAUCAACACGUGUUACUCCUCCGUCAUCUGCCGCCUGCAAAGCGCCAAGUUCCAGCGCAAGGGACAAGGCAGCCGCCUCAUCCUGAUGAUCAUCUGCGCCUUUGCGAUUUUCUGGCUGCCCUAUCACAUCGUCAACAUCAUAGAGGUGGUCGGUCUGCUGCAGGGCAGCAAAUCUGUGAUCACGGCUGCCAAGACGGCCCGUCCAAACGUCACAGCCUUCGCUUACUUCAGCAGCGCUGUCAACCCCAUCCUCUACGUGUUCGCCGGCAGCUCCCACAUCCGCCAUGCCGGCUUCAGCUUCAUGGGCAAGCUCUUCGAGGCCACCAACUCCGAGAGCAGGACCACGUCAACCUUCACCCGCAGCGGUCGCAGCAGCUCUUCGCCGGAUGAGAGCUCUGUCCUGCACACACUGUCGACCAAGCUUGGGAAGCCUUUCAAAAGCAAGAACAAGGAGAGGAGCAGCAGUGUGGCGGGCAAAGAGGUCAACGAGCCUGAACUCAAGACUCUGGCCAGCGUAGAGCAGUUAGAGUAGUGCUUCAGCGAAACACUCCAAUCCCACGCCAGUUUCCUUGGACUACUUUUCUGUAUGAAUCAACCAAACAGGGAUUUUGUAUGUUCGUGCUUUUACUUCUUUUACGUCCUCUUCUUGCUGAGGUGGGCGCACGAGCUCACUCGUGCAUCGACGGUGCAAAUAAAGUCUUCUUUAAAAUGCAUUUAGGAUCUCCAGGCAAGCUCUCUGGAGCCGUUUCAUGUCUUCUUCGGUUGUUUUUGUACAUUUUAAAACAAGUCCCUGUCUACUGAAGUUGUUUAUGACGAUGCUGUUUUGCUGUGAAGCUCAAAAAACGUUUUGUGGGCUAUGAAACUUCACCUGACAUUCCAUCAGCAUGGGGGUGAAUAGGUAAUUGUGAAUUUUAAUUUUUUGGUGAGCUUAUCCUUUAUUCAUUUUUUUUUUUGUUGUUUUUUAAAUCAAAAAGGGAAAUGGCUGCAGUUUUAAGCAAUAUUUGCAACAUCGCAUGUUGGUCUGACAGUUCACGGAAAUAACUCAUAACUACUGGGUGGAUUGUUGUGAAAUGUUUAAAAUGUUGGUACCCAGAGGAUGAAUCCUGAUGAGAUUGCCACCAGAGGGUCAAGGUUGCACUAAUCCAAUUAAAUACUGUCUAUUUAAUGAAUUGGCACAACAUUUGUACAGACAUUCAUGGCGGCCAAAUGAUGGAUGGCUGCUGGUAUCACCAUAAGCUUUGGAGAUGAAUUGAUCACCAUGAAAUCUGGUGCAUACAUAAUACAUGUGAGGAAAAUAUACGCUAACACGCUAAGCUAAGAUGGUGAACUUUGUAGGCAGGACACCUGCUGAACGUUGGCAUUCUAGCAUCGUCAUUUUGAGAAUGUUGCCAUGCUAGCAUUAGCAUUGAGUGCAAGUAAAGCAACACAGUAGCUAGGAAGACUUAAAAGACACAGCAAAAAACUUAUCUUUUUCUAAUUAAAUCAUUCUCAGUCAAGAAAUGUCAAAAAAAAAUGAUUUAUUUGUAUAUUUAUAAUUAAAAUAUGUUAAAAGCCUUUGUUAAAAGUUAAAUUAUUUUACUUUCCAUUUAAUCGUAUUGCGUAUUGUCAGUUGUCAUUUGUUGUCUAAAUUUGUUGGAUUUAAUAAAGCUUUUUUUGAUAAAAAA